UAGUUAAUUUCAUAAUUUAAAAGUGGUUAACUACCUCCACCCAAACUCAACUUUUAGGUGAUACAUGCUUAAUCAAUCAAACACUCUGCAGCUCCCUUAUCUCUCUCCCUCACUCUCCCACCAAACCACCAUCAACAAAAGUUGAUUUUCUAAAGCAAAUUCUCACUCUUUGGUUUCCUUGAACCAAACCCAGAAGGCAUGUCCCUUUUGGCCUCCUCUCUUAUCCCAUUUUGUCCACUCUGGACCACUGAAUAAAGUUGCAAACAUGGCUUCUGAGGCUGUGUGAUUUCAUUGUUUUUCCUCAAAACUUGAAUGAAAUAAUGGCAGUGGAACUCUGUUCAGAAAAUUGUGGGGUUUCUGUUUCUCCUGGGAGUCCAAGAAUUUCAUUCUCACAUGAUUUUUCCCAAUCUGAUGUGAUACCUGUUGAGCAACACCCCUUUAGAUCAAACUCUUCUGGGUUGAGUAGUUUUGAUUUUGAUUUCCCUGUCAGUGAAAGCCUCUUGCUUGAUGAGUCAUCUUCAGCAGAGGAGCUUUUCUCAGAUGGCAGAAUCAGAAUUCUCCCAAGCACUGAAUCCACUGAUCAUCAAGUAAAGAGAAAGAAUCAACCUUUGAAGCAAACAAGUAGUACCCAAUCACCACCACCAUUACCUCCUCCAUACUGUGAUUCCACCAAUAAAAGCUUGAAAAAAGAGAGUCCCAAAUUGAUUGAUGAAGUGUGUGACAAGCAAAGUUCUUCCAAGUCUUUUUGGAGCUUCAAGAGAAGUAGCAGUUGUGGCAGUGGAUAUGGAAGGAGCUUGUGCCCUUUGCCACUUCUAUCCAGAAGCAAUUCAACUGGAUCUACCCCAAGUGUAAAGAAGGAGGGUCCAAACAUCAAACAAAACCAGCAAAAACAUUGUUCUUCCUCAAGAAUUUCUGGGCCAAACAGUUAUCAUAAGCCUCCACUGAAUAAGAAUCAUGGAUCUUAUUAUGGUAACAGUGUUAGAGUCAGUCCUGUUAUUAAUGUUCCUUCUGCAAACCUUUUUGGUUUGGGUUCAAUCUUCUCCAACAGUAGUCGAGACAAGAGCAAGAAGAAGUAGCUUUACUUUGGAAAAUGAUCGUACAUCCGCAUAGUGCAGACACCUAGCAUACCCCUAGAGUAAGAAAGGAAAAGAAGAGAAAAGUAGUGAUGAAUAUGAUAUAUGAUGUGGUGUGACGAUAAAAAGAGAGAGAGAAAUAAAAAUAAGUAGUAUGUGAAGUGUCUAACUAUUUGAAUUUCUGAGCAUUGUUUUAUUUCACUUGCAAAUUAGUUGGGUCUAUUUUUUUUCUAUGUAGUUCCUGGGUUCAACAAGAGGUUAAAGAAAUGAGGUAUUGGUUUGAAUUUUUCAAA
Molecule: messenger RNA, 1366 nt
Organism: Lotus japonicus
Lineage: Eukaryota; Viridiplantae; Streptophyta; Magnoliopsida; Fabales; Fabaceae
Exons: 2
Coding region: 321-1076 (251 amino acids)
Source: RefSeq, a predicted model, not a curated record